Molecule: messenger RNA, 1599 nt
Organism: Ostreobium quekettii
Lineage: Eukaryota; Viridiplantae; Chlorophyta; Ulvophyceae; Bryopsidales; Ostreobiaceae
Source: the annotation of a GenBank genome assembly
AUGGAGAGGCGCUACAGCGGCGUUCCGCCGGCGGGCGUCCGGGGCUACGCCUCGGUGCUGGAGAAGGUCCAGCAGUUCGUGAUCUACCUCUACGAACAUAUCAGGGAGAAAAACAUCUCUGAGAUAAGAUCCAUGUACAGCCAUACGUUCUUUCGGCUGAGCGACAUGUACUUCAAGGACACGGCGUGGCCACCGGUGGAGGACAUAGCCGAGUUUGUGGACAAGGACCAGGUCUUCUGCCUGCUGUACCAGGAGCUGUACUACCGCCACGUGUAUGCACGUCUCUUCCCAAAGGUGCAUGACCGCAAGCAGUCGUGGCUGACAUACUGCCAACUCUUUGACAUCAUGUUGAGGGGCAAGGUGACCAUGCAGCUGCCCAACGAGUGGCUGUGGGACAUGCUGGACGAGUUCAUGUACCAGUUCCAGGCCUACCACCAGUUCAGAGGAAAGAUCUCCCAGCACACUCCAGAAGACAAGCAAGUGCUUCUUGACUUCGAAACUAGCAAGGAGAAGGUGUGGAACAUACUGGACGUGUUCAAUUUCCUUCAGGCCAUGGUGGACCAGUCACACAUCAUUCCCGAGCUGCAGCGAGAUGGCGGAGCGAAGCUUUUGGAAUCUGACGGCUUCCAGCCCAAUGGAAGCAACGUGCUGAGAGUACUUGGCUAUUUCAGCCUGAUCGGGUUGCUUAGGGUUCACUCGCUCAUUGGGGACUAUGCAGGGGCACUGAAGGCACUGGGUCCCCUCAAGGUGCACGAGCCCAGGGGUCUGUUUGCACGCAAGAUUCCCGGCGCCUUCAUCACAUUGUAUUACUAUGCAGGCUUUUCCUACCUCAUGAUGAGAAGGUACGCUGAUGCUGCCCAGUGCUUCAACAAUGCUCUGCUGUAUAUCCCUGCGGCCAAGGAAUUCCGGCAGGACCGCACCCAGCUAACACAGAUCGAGCGCAAGGAGGAGCAGAUGUACCAGCUGCUGGCCAUCACCGUGGCACUGUGCCCGUGGGUGCAGAAGCACCACGUGGAUGAGCGCGUCACCGAGAGGCUGAUGGAGCACCUACGAGAGAAGGUGCAGGCCAUGAGGCGUGGCAACAUGGCUGUCUUCGACGAGCUGUUCUCCGCGGGCUGCCCCAGGUUCAUCACCACCCAGGCGCCUGAUUACAACAAGAGUGGGGACACCAACCAGGAGGCCUAUCACAACCAGCUGAGGCUGUUCAUGGAGGAGGUGCGGCAACACCAGGGCGUGACUGACCUCCCCCAGUACCUUAAGCUGUACUCCAGCAUCUCGCUCGAAAAGCUGGCAGGAAUGGUGGACAUCACGGAGUCGGCGCUGCGGAUGCAGCUGAUGUGUAUGAAGAACAAGAACUUCGAGCGGCAGUGGGUGUCCGGCGGUGCAGACUGCCUAGCAGGCCAGUUCACAUCCACCAGCGAUGUUGACUUCUUCAUCGACGUGGACGAGGCGACUGGCAAGGAGUUCUUGAUGAUAGCGGAGAGCCAGGCGGAGCGCAGCCAUGUGCAGACGCUGGUGCGCCACAUUGCGCGCUUCCAGGACAUUACCAUGGACCUGCAGCGCAUCCCACCUGUUGCCACAACACGGCUGGGAACUUGA